This is a messenger RNA of Xenia sp. Carnegie-2017, 2227 nucleotides long. RefSeq names its product protein DD3-3-like. NCBI's taxonomy places the organism in Eukaryota, Metazoa, Cnidaria, Anthozoa, Malacalcyonacea, Xeniidae. The coding region runs from base 77 to 2044 and encodes 655 amino acids. The record is from RefSeq and is a predicted model, not a curated record. The transcript is spliced from 10 exons.
UCAUAAAAGAAGACGUUCUGCAGAUCUGGAAGCAGUUCACUUUGUACGUGCAAAGAACUUAGAGCUGACUAACAUCAUGAAGCUGUACAUUUUUACAUUAUUUGGUGUUUUGUUAUGUUGGAGCAAUGCUGAUGUAUAUUUUCACAAUCCUAGAGGUUCAAAUAACCGACUGAACGAAGCAACUACGGCACGAACGAAUGCCAACAGAUUGUUUAACUCUGAGAACAACAAUAACGGAGGCUAUAAUGUCGGUGAUCAAAAUCAAAAAUCGAGCACUGAAAGUACACAAUUUUAUAUGCACUAUUUUCAAAGUAGUAAAUCCCAUCACAACUCUGGUAUGGCAGGAAAAUCUCUUUUUACAGUUGAAUGGACGAAUCAACAUGGUUGUGGUGACCGAGAUUUAAACUGUAAUAUAGUUCUUCAAUACAAAUGUCAAGAUGAGACAAAAUACGAAGCACUAAGUUAUCAUUCUAUGAGAAAUGGGCGACAAACGAACACACUCCCGUAUAUUAAACGAACCUUUCACAGCCGAUCAAGCAAGAACUCUAGAAUGCAGGCAGACUCCCAACCUUACAGAGGUCUCCACGAACCUUGGGAGUGGUACGAUAAAUGUAACAAAAGGCAACGUAAUUAUGGAUUAUUCACUGCUGACCAAAAGCUAAAUGGUCAACAAAGUAUUUAUACUCGUCAAAAUUCAAACGGUGCUCGUUAUGGUUAUGAAUGUCCUGAAGAACGUGAUUAUUACCCAUAUUGGCAUCCCACAGACUGGACUGAUAUUGCUGUUCUUGCUUAUAAUGAAUCUAUGUGUGAAUAUUAUAAAAAAGAAAGCUUCAAUGUUAAAGAAAAAGGUGAAUGUCUUCAGUACUACAGUACAAAGUCAAAUGGCUUUCGUCACUAUUCCAUUUACAACAACAAAGUCGACUGUAAUAAGAAUAAAGGUUUUUGGAUUCCAUUCAGCAAUUAUCUUGAAGAGUAUCCCAAAUAUCAAACGAAAACCACGUGCUUAGCAGCAAGUUCAAAAAAUCUACGUCUUAUCUGGGCGAUUCCUUAUCGCUCUGAAAAUAUUGACAAUUUGAAAAUGGUUGGUGAUAAUAUUGAAUCUUUGAAACGGUGUUUGGUAGCUUUAGAUCCACCAGAAUGUUAUAAAGCUCCCUAUACAAGAAGUAAUCAUUUAGGAAAUGCAAAAAAUGUCGUUCCUCUUCGCUACAACUGGGUUCUUCCAUAUUUUCCAUCAGGUCAUGCUCAAAGAUGUGUUUUAAGGAUAAGGUAUAACAUUUCUACUGGUGAUUAUCCUCCAUUCAACACAUUCAGUAAUGAGAACAAUAACCCAAGCAACAACGUAUACUCUCCUGUGCAAAAUAAUCCAAAGAUUAAGGUUGGACGAGUACAAUUACCAUUGCAACUUGCAAUUAACACGGCUCAAUUUGGACGCACUUUUCAAGAUCGAUCUCAUAUAUUUAAACUGUUACCACGACCUAAUGCCGUUAAAGAUGAUGACGUCAUUUAUAAUCUGAACGUCCGUGGUAAACGUGGUAACGCAGAACAAACUUAUCCAGCAGUGGAAUAUGACUUUAUUCCCAAACGACUUCACAUAAAUAGCAAAGAUCUUGUUCACAUCCAAUGGACAGGUUCAAAUACAAACCCUUCUGGCAAUGCUGGACAAGGCACUGCAGGUACUGAUCGAAACAAUAUGGUGGAAAUGCAAGACCCUUCAGUGAAUUAUCCACUCACGUCUGAGAAACCAUUAACAAUGUUUGAAAAUGCUGAAAUCGUCUGGUCCAGUGAUAUAGAGACUAAGACAAAAGAAGAUCUUGUUUUAAGUAUGGCUUCUUCUGGUUACUACAACAGCAUGUCACUUUGUCAAGCAUCACCAAAGAAAACUGCUCUUAAUGAAUUACUGAAUAACGCUCCAGCCUCAUAUCGUGGUAUGUUGCUCAGGUUUGCACCUGGAGAAUAUUACUACAUGUGCACCAGGAAUAAUAAUUUCAGUAACAGAAAUCAAAAGGGAAGACUAAUUGUCAAAAAAGUUGGCAAAGCUGCAUAAACAUGACUGAAAAACACGACGAGGAGUGAUUCUGGUGAUUUUCUAAGUUACUUUUACUACAUUAAUUCAAAACUAACAUUGAUAGUUUCAUUAUUCAUUUAAUAAAUAGUAAAUUGUAUCUUUUUUACUGCUAGCCUAGAUAUGACUAAGUAUGUUUGAAUAAAUCAUUGAUUUAAUGAAUAA